UUGGAGAUAUUGCAUUUACACCUGGAUUGGCCAUGGAAGCUGGCCAUCGUACCCGAUGGGAUGGUACGUACUUCUUUGGCUGCUUCUUGGGCAUGCCAAAGCUCAGCUGACACAGCUCCUCUCAGACUGCUUGUUUUUGCGUGGCGAGGGCAGGUGCGAGGAUCUGGUGCAGCGGGGCUACGCUUUGCCAGGUGAACUAGAUGUUGCCUUCAAGCUUUGCCCCGGCUCAGAGAUCCUGCAAGCACAUAAUAGUUUUCCUGUUGCAGUGAAACUGUCAUUGUCACAUGAUGGCAUGUACUUUGCUCACGUGGGCCAUCUCCGGCCGGGCUGGUCAAGCUGGCAGUUUCGUGCCAAUUACGUUCGAGUUGAGUGGACAAAAAUCAAGGAGCUCCAAACCCAAGCACCACGAGGAACCCUGGCUUUCUUUGGGCAACCAUGCGGUGACGGCAAUUUAACUCUUCCGAAAGGUCAGUGGCAUUUGCCUCGAGUGGUGGCGCGGCCCAAAGGCUGCUUCUCCACAGCGCUUUCGGAACGGUGCUGUCAUCCUUUAAGACCGCAAUGCUGGGGUCACAAUGCUCUCUUGGCCUUUGCAUGCUGCGCGGUCCCUUACAAGCAAGCUGGUUUGUCAACCUGCUUGGUCUCGAACGCCAAAUUCCCAAACGCCAAUCAGGACUGCAGAGGACAUCCCCUCAACUUUUUUCGCUCCUUCCAAGAUGGAAAUGAGCUGAGACUGGUGGUGGGAGGCCGUUUGUCUCAACAGCCAUUUCAGGCGAUCAAUGCAUCUUUGUCAACUGGCUGCCUUUUCCAAAGCAUACUCUAUCUGUUCCACGAGCUCCAUCACUUGAGCCGUGAUGCACAGUUUCUGGAAGCAAUCUCCCCUCUACAGCUUUACUCUUACGCUCGACUCUUUCAGGAAAUGAUGUUUGCCUGCGACCUGGAGGAGGUUCAGUUUUUUGAGCUGGCAGGGCUUUUGCCCACACAGAUGCUUUAUUUGGUGUGGCUCACAACGGGGAGGCGCUAUGACUGGCUUCUGGAUACAGUACCACGACCUCCUCGGUUGUUGAUCAUUGACAUUGGCACUGCUGGAGGUUUGGACACUGCAUUGUACUUAGCCUUGGGCGCAGAUGUGGUGUCCGUGGAGGCCAAUCCGCUUGCAAGCAACUGCACGAGUAGCCGCUUGACGCGGCAUUUGCGGAGUAGAAAGCUGAGAUUGCUCAAUGCCAAGAUCAGCACAGGUGUGGGACGUGAGGUUUUCCUGGGGUCAUCGCAUGCUUUGGACUUCGAGCGAGCUGGAGAGACAGAGCUGCCGAGAUAUGAUGCAAACAGGUAUGAGAACCGUGUUCACUUGCACACUACCAGCUGUGGAGAUCUAGUCGCCACGUAUGGCACCCCAUUCUACAUGAAGGUGGAUGUGGAGGAUGCCACAAAGACUUGCCUCGACUCCUUAGUGCGAUUGCCUUUGGAAGCACGGCCCGCGUUAAUUUCUGCCGAGAUGGAGGACCAGACAAUCCUGCAACGCUUGCUGGCUCUGGGGUACCGAAGCUUCAAAAUUGUGCGUCAGUCACCACACAGUGGGGUGAGAAGCCUGGCAAGUCCAGGAUGUGCUCUCCAUGGUGCGCCCCAGCUGAUUGAGAGUGCCAGUGGCCUUUUUGGCGAUGCUGCUGCCGAUGUUCUAACAGGUGCUACCUGGACUUCCUUCGAAGAGGCGCUUGAUGUCUAUCUAUCUGUUGUUGAUCAACCUGUGAGACAAGCUGUGGCCUCGUGGUUUCCAUCUGCAGCCUCUGAAUGGUUUGAUGUUCAUGCUCGCCGUGAGAAACCGCAAAAGUCUGCACCGCAAGGGAUGAAGGGGCAGAAGCCAUGACUCAUGAUUCCUUCGGUUUUCCCACAAUUUGCCGCACGUUCUUUCAGACUGAGUUUCUAAAAGGGUGGAACUCUUAUUUGAUCUUAUUUGAUUUCCUUUGGCACAUAUUUGCCCGCUCGCUGCAGUUGCAGUUGCACAUUCAGCCUCGGGGGCUUAGGUUGGCUGCGCCUUAAAGCCUUGUCGUCAUCAUGCCUUCUGUGUUGCUUGUGCACAGCGCUUGGUGGACUCCGGGCAGCGAUGCCCGAUUUGCCGGCAACCUGUGAAUGGCCUAUCUAGAACAUAUACGUCGUGA
This is a messenger RNA of Durusdinium trenchii, 2153 nucleotides long. The record is from the annotation of a GenBank genome assembly. Lineage: Eukaryota; Dinophyceae; Suessiales; Symbiodiniaceae.